Messenger RNA from Gopherus flavomarginatus (Mexican gopher tortoise), 1653 nucleotides. It is a transcript of the gene TMEM9B, whose product is annotated as TMEM9 domain family member B. The record is from RefSeq and is a predicted model, not a curated record. The coding region runs from base 103 to 678 and encodes 191 amino acids. The transcript has 5 exons. Lineage: Eukaryota; Metazoa; Chordata; Testudines; Testudinidae. Gene Ontology annotation, cellular component: lysosomal membrane. Gene Ontology annotation, biological process: positive regulation of canonical NF-kappaB signal transduction.
ACGCCAGCCCGUAGCGGAAGUAGGAAGUGAUGGUAGCGAAGCUCUGAGCUGGGCCUCAGGGGCUGCUCUAGCGGCCGUAAGGAGCCGGGCCCGGAGCCCGACAUGGCGGCGCGUGCGCGGCUCUGCUCGCUGCUCGGCUCGGUGCUGGCCCUGGCCGCGCUCGUGGGGCGGGUGACGGGGGUCAAGAAUUUUGAGGAUGUCCGAUGUAAAUGCAUAUGUCCUCCUUACAAAGAUCAGCCUGGCCAUAUUUUCAACAAAAAUGUUUCACAGAAAGACUGUGAUUGUCUUCAUGUGGUUGAGUCUAUGCCCGUCUCUGGACCUGAUGUGGAGGCAUACUGCUUACGUUGUGAAUGCAAAUACGAAGAGAGAAGCUCUGUCACAAUUAAAGUAACAGUCAUAAUCUAUUUAUCCAUCUUGGGCCUCCUGCUGCUGUACAUGGUGUACCUUACAUUGGCAGAACCUAUACUGAAGAGACGUCUCUUUGGACAUUCACAGCUAAUUCAAAGUGAUGAAGACAUUGGGGAUCACCAACCUUUUGCAAAUGCUCACGAUGUGCUGGCUCGUUCCCGGAGUCGUGCCAAUGUGUUGAACAAAGUGGAGUAUGCCCAGCAACGUUGGAAGCUACAGGUCCAAGAGCAACGCAAAUCUGUCUUCGACCGUCAUGUUGUGCUCAGUUAAUUGAUGUCUAAUUCAGUGAUGACCAGAAGAAAGUAAAAAGAACUAAAGGAAAGAGCUGACUUGUGUCUUCCUGAUUCUACCACUUUUGAAUGGUUUUGUUACUGGCAGCAAAAAGUGUGAACUUUGUAAGAAUGUUCUGGAGUGGAAACUAUCAAAAAUAAACAACAAAGUUAAUUAGCCAAAAGCUGAUAACUCUUUACAUUUUUUUAAAUGGCAUUUACUAAUAAAACUAAACAAACAACUUACUUUAAGGUAUCUUUGGAUAUAACUGUGGUACCUUAUUUAUUAUGACUAAGAUGUUUUUAAAUGUAACUUACAUGGUUUAAAAAGCACCAGACAGCAUACUCUGUAACAAAAGAUCAGUUACAACACACUGAUCACUUUACUCAGUGAACUUCUGUAAAUAUACUCCUUUUUUCUCCUCACUGUUUAAUGCUGUGUACUGGAAAUCUAAAUCUUGCCGUGUAGUUUUCCUAUCUGACAUUGGCAAGUUGUGUUCAUCAUUUGGUUUCUUGCACUGUUACUUUGAAGAUGUUUGUAUAGCAGCUGACCGUUGCAAAGUUAAGGCAAAACUUAAAUGGACAAUGAUUGUUGAUGAUAAGCUGCACACUUAAGGUACUGUGAUGUAGAUAAACUAAUGCAGUGCGUAUUAAAACAGCGCUUUACUGUUUUGCUUUGAUCACUUAGUAUAUUGUAUGUGCUACCUACAGAUCUCUUCCCUGUCUCUUCAUGGAUAAAGUCUCAGGAGUUAGUGUAUGAUAAAGUAUAUAUUUAAAAAAUAAACUCUAUUUGUCUGGGUUGAUGGUAUAAGGCAUAUACUCUCCAGCAUCUUCUGUCAUCUUGGGAGUUAGGUGUAUUUUUUAACUGUGAUGCUGUACUCAUCCCUCUGAGGUAUACAGCUACUGAAUAACUAACUUUCAUAUGUCCUCUUUGGAAUGGAACAAUUAAAGAUGAUCAUGAUUUUUGAAAAACCUA